UUCAUUUUUAGUUGAAAUGACUAUUCAUGAAAGGAUCAUUAUGUGGAGUCUAUCGGGCGAUUCCAGAAAAUGGAACCACAAGUUAUUUGAUUCCAUUAAAUCAAAGUCAAAAUUCCUGCACUUUAAUUGCAAGAAUUUAAAUGUUAGACUUUUAGCUGUAGUCUGAAAUCUAGACUUUUAGAAGCUGAGUCUAGCUAUACUUUGUAUAAAAUAAAAAAUGACCGAUGUUUUAUUGUAAAAUCAUUUUUCUUUGUAGCCUAAUCGACAAUAUUAGAUGAUUGAUUAGCAGGGUAGAAUCUUUUUCUCCACCUUCAAGCUCUGCCUCAGAAUAGAUUCAAUAACAAUAAUUUUGAAUAAUGAAAUAAAUUUUAAACUUUUCCCUCAUUGUGCAUGCAUAAUGAAACAGAAUAUGAUCUCGCCCUAUGAUAUAAUUUGUGUUAUUAAUAUUUCAUUCCAAAGACAAGCAGAACAAUUACUCCAAUGACCAGUUUCACUUUAAUUUCAACAAGAUGUAAUUGGAUUGUUUCAUCUCUGUUUUGGUCAAGCUUUGGAUAAACGGAUUCAGCUGUUAACCAAAUGGCUUACCGUGGACAGGAUAGGAAUAAUUUCGGAAUCUCUGAGAAUCGCUCUUUUUUGCUCAAUGGUUACAUUAUUGGCGAACAAAGAAUCAAAAAAUUGUAUUUGAAAUGGAUCCUGGGAACAACUAUAGUCCUGCUUAUGCCGAUUGGACAAUUUUAUCGCUGCUUCCUUACUUUCUACUAUCCUGAAUAUGGCUCGAUCUCAAGAAAUGUCAACUAUAUCUCCAUGCUGUUAAAUUUAACCAUAACAUUGACACAAGCUAUCAUCAUUUUUAGAUUGAAUUGGGAUUAUUUCUGGUCUUAUAUUGAUUCACUGGAGCUGUUAAACAUACCAAGUUAUGAUAAACUGAGAAAGCAAAUUCAACGGAAAAGGAUCGUCAAAAUAUUUAUGUUUGCGUCAAUUUUAUUAAUUUAUAAGGCUCCUGAAUUUAUAUACACACCGUGGCAUUAUAAUCGAUUUACAAUAAUAUUUCAUUUAGCGCGUUAUGUUGGUCAUUUUUUCAUUUUCAUCAUUUUAAUUGACAUCUGUAUUUGUUUACAAGCAGCAUUUGAAUCUGUUAACAAGCAAAUUGUUUCAUGUUGCUACAAUAACAAGCAAAGACUUCUAUUAAAGCAUUUGCUGUAUUACCGUCAAUGCUGGUUUCAUGCUUUGGAAGCAACUCAAUCUGCCGAGAAAUUUUUACGCCAUUAUGUUACCUUUUUUUACGUUCGCUUUGCAGUUCACACUGUUUUGAAUCAAAUUCACCUCUUUCACCACCUUAAAUCAUCACAGUUUUCUGAUGUCUUUUACUUCUUAAUCGUCACAUUCACCAAUGCCAUACUAGUUUGGUACAUAACUGCAAAUAUGAUUGCUGUUAAUACUUUCUCGCAAAAUUCCCUGGAAGAGUUGUAUGAGCUGACAUUUAAGACAGAUUCAAUCAUUUUGGAGCAACAGAUUUACAUGUUUCUUGAUCAGAUAUCAAAAACCGAUGCUGGAUUUACUUUUGGUAAUCUUUUCCUAAUAGCUCCCAAUUUCAUAACAUCCUUCUUUACACUAACAUUGACUAUUACCAUUGCCUUUUUAAGCUACCUUUAAUAAUAUUCAAUGUAAACAUUUGUCACUCACAAAAAUGAAACCUCAAAUAUUGAAUAAGAUGUAAUACCAUUACAUAGCACUGAAUUUGUCUAAAUUGCACCUUAUAAGUUGGCUCAAUCCUUCAUUUACACUUUUCCACUUUACACUAAUAUUUAAAUUCUGUUGUCUUUAGUCCAUCUUAUUUGCAUUUUAAUCCGAGCACAUGAUUAACUAAUUUGAUCAUUCACUAGGCAAAGAGUAGUAAUUAAAAGUUUAAUUUUCAAUCAUUUGGAAAA
Messenger RNA from Tetranychus urticae (two-spotted spider mite), 1928 nucleotides. The record is from RefSeq and is a predicted model, not a curated record. NCBI's taxonomy places the organism in Eukaryota, Metazoa, Arthropoda, Arachnida, Trombidiformes, Tetranychidae.